Brassica oleracea var. oleracea is the source of this 605-nucleotide messenger RNA. RefSeq names its product acyl carrier protein 3, mitochondrial. Gene Ontology annotation, biological process: fatty acid biosynthetic process. NCBI's taxonomy places the organism in Eukaryota, Viridiplantae, Streptophyta, Magnoliopsida, Brassicales, Brassicaceae. Gene Ontology annotation, cellular component: mitochondrion. Gene Ontology annotation, molecular function: acyl binding; acyl carrier activity. The transcript has 3 exons. The record is from RefSeq and is a predicted model, not a curated record. The coding region runs from base 108 to 485 and encodes 125 amino acids.
UCUGCCUCCCUCUCCCCUAUCUUCCGCUCCAAAGGAAGGAAUACGACCUAGAAAAUAGAAAGAAACUCUCAUUCGCAGUGUCGCAGCCUCUCAGUUCUACUCGGAAGAUGCAUUGCAUUAGGAGCUCAAUCCUCCAGCAUUUGAGACUCAGAGUGCCGGUCAGAUCGGUUUUGCUUCUCGAGAAGGAGAAUGUUUUAAUUAGUAAAAUGAAUUUCACAUCAGGAGGAGGCCAAGAUCAGGUUUUGAGUAAGGUUAUUGAACUGGUUAAGAAGUACGACACGACCAGUGCCUCUAAGGUUACUGAAACGGCUGACUUUAAGAAAGAUUUGUCGCUGGACAGUUUAGAUAGGGUGGAGAUAGUGAUGGCUAUUGAAGAAGAGUUCUCCGUUGAGAUCCCUGAUGAAAAAGCUGAUAAGCUUACUUGUUGUGCUGAUAUUGCAAGCUUCAUAGUCUCUGAAACUCAAUCCAAGGCGCCAGAGUCCUGACUUUAUUUCUUGUCUUCAUUGUUCUGUUAGUCAAAGUCUAGAGACAUGCUUCUCUCAGCCAUUUUCAUUUGUGUCACUGCUGUUACAUUUCAUAUGAAGUAUUCAAGUGUGAUCACACUA